AUGUCCCGUCUCGUUGCGGAACUCACAAAUGUCGAAAGCAGGCCUGAUGAGGCUAUCAAGGUAGAGUACACCUACUUGGGAAACUCCGUCACCCGCUACCUAGAGACAGACGCCGACGAAAUUGACCAUCGGCCCCGAGCGUUCAUCGCCCGAGAUUCGGAUACCAAUUCAUUUCAGGUAUUUAGCUUUCUAAGGGGAGGACCGGACUGGAGGUCUUAUACUGCACCUUGUGAAUCGCUUGGUGAGUUUGGCGAAGAAAUCGGGUUCGACGCCAAGACGAGUAUGGUGCCGCUCUCAGAAGUAUCAGGCCACGGCGACGAGGCACCCAACGAGAGAAAGUAG
Messenger RNA from Cryptococcus amylolentus CBS 6039, 342 nucleotides. RefSeq lists its product as hypothetical. NCBI's taxonomy places the organism in Eukaryota, Fungi, Basidiomycota, Tremellomycetes, Tremellales, Cryptococcaceae. The record is from RefSeq and is a predicted model, not a curated record. Bases 1 to 342 code for a protein of 113 amino acids. The transcript is spliced from 2 exons.